Messenger RNA from Melampsora larici-populina 98AG31, 1755 nucleotides. RefSeq lists its product as uncharacterized. Bases 1 to 1755 code for a protein of 584 amino acids. NCBI's taxonomy places the organism in Eukaryota, Fungi, Basidiomycota, Pucciniomycetes, Pucciniales, Melampsoraceae. Gene Ontology annotation, molecular function: CoA-ligase activity. The record is from RefSeq and is a predicted model, not a curated record. Gene Ontology annotation, biological process: secondary metabolic process. The transcript is spliced from 12 exons.
AUGACGUCAGCUCAACGUAUUUAUCCGUCUUUAUUCGGUUCACUUCCUUAUUUGCCUAAAGAACAAAAUGCAUGGGAUUUUCUUAUUUCAAACUUACCUGAAGGAAGUUUAUCAAGUUCUGAAGCUUUCGGUGUGGAUGUUUUGACUGGUGUUACUCGAACUUUGUCAGAAACAGUCGAAAGGGUUGAAUGUUUGGCUAAAGCUUUAGUAAGGCAUGUUAAUAAAUCUGGGAGUAUGAAAUCUGUUGGGAUCCUAUCUCCAAAUCAUUUGGACUAUCCGGUGAUCAUAUAUGCCUGUUUGGCUAGUGGGAUUCCAGUAGCACCGAUCUCAGCAACUGCAAGCGCUCUCGAAACGCGUCAUUUAUCUAAACUUGGACAAUGUGAAAUCAUUUUUGUUCAUCCAAAAUGUUUGGCGAAUAUCAAAGAAGCUGGUUAUCCAUUCGAAAAAAUCGUCCUCAUUGAACCUUCGAUUGGAUGGAAUGGUCCUACGUUAGAAGACUUUGUGAAGAUGGGUGAAACGAUGACUUCGAUUAAAUCUGGUGGGAUCCAUCCAACACCUUUACAUGAAGUAGCUGUAAUCCUUUUUUCGAGCGGUAGUACGGGUAACCCAAAAGCGGUGAUGUUGACUCACCGCAACAUAUGUUCAGCUCUUCAAGCAACUAUGAUCAUGACCAAAGCCGGACUAGAAGCUAUGGCCAAGAUAAAUCCUAAUAUGGCCCCUCAAUUACCAGCGCGUCCGGUUGUCUUGGUUUUUCUUCCGAUGAACCAUGCAUUCGGAUUAAUGACAGGAGUACUUCGAGCCAUAAUUUCCAAUGCUGUGGUCUGUAUCAUGCCUAAGUGGGACUUCCUUCAAGCUAUGCAAGCGAUACCAAAAUAUAAAGUGACCACAUUGGCAAUGGUACCUGCGAUCGCCACUCAAAUCCUUGCACAUCCUCAAGUACUACAGACCAUUGAUCUCUCAUCCCUCACCGCAGUUUAUGUUGGAGCAUCAGCAAUUUCUGUACCACAGAAACAAGCACUUCUUAAGUUAUUGGCUUCUAGAGGUGCCAGAGGUGGUGAUUCUGAUGAAUCUACUAUGCCUAAUGGAUAUGGAAUGAGUGAAUAUUACUACAUGGCCCCUGCAAGACCUGGAACAAUUGGUGUUCUUUUACCAGGACUCGAGGCUCGGAUCAUAUCUGAUGAAUCCGACUCGGCUUCAGGCAUAGAUGCGCCAUUGAAUACGGCAGGUGAACUUUGGUUAAGAGGACCAAUGAUCAUGAAAGGUUAUCUCAAUAAUGAGAUUGAAACUAAGAAUGCACUUACGGAAGAUGGUUGGUUUAAAACGGGUGAUAAAAUAAGAAUGGAAUCAGAUGGCCAAAUGUUUUAUGUAGAUAGAAUCAAAGAUACAUUUAAAAAUCGAGGAUUACAAGUAGCACCAUCGGAAAUCUCAAGUUUGAUUUUAAACCGAUUUUCAGACUUGAUUGCAGAUAUAGCUGUGAUUGGAAUCCCAUCAUCUGAAAGUAAAAGAGAUAUUGGAGAAGAAGCAUGGGUAUUUAUUGUCUUAACACCUAAAGGACGUGAAAAUCAUUUGAAAAAACAGAUUGGAAAAGAAAUUCAAGAGUUAGUUAAAAGAACUUUAUCAAAACAUAAAUGGGUAGCUCAAGUUAGGGUUAUGGAUGAGUUUCCUAAAGGUCAUACUCAUAAGGUUUUAGUCAGAGAGAUUAGAGAUCAGGCUUUAAGAUCUAUUAACGAAAACAAACUUAAAUCAAAGUUGUAG